Messenger RNA from Plasmodium coatneyi, 1200 nucleotides. RefSeq names its product RAP protein. NCBI's taxonomy places the organism in Eukaryota, Apicomplexa, Aconoidasida, Haemosporida, Plasmodiidae. The record is from RefSeq and is a predicted model, not a curated record. The transcript is spliced from 2 exons. The coding region runs from base 1 to 1200 and encodes 399 amino acids.
AUGAUAUUGAGAAGGAGUAGGACAUUUUUUUUAACACUGCAAAGACGUCGAGCCUUUUCGGAAAAUAAGAAUUACAUCAACAACAGUUACCUGAAUUAUGUGCAAGGAAGUCAACAAAAUGAGGAUAGAAAAAAAGAGGAUAGUGCCCAUUUUGGUGAAAAAAUAAACCAAAGGAAUAAUCAGCAUAUGGGGGAAAUCUUCCAAAAUGUUAAAGACGCGCGAUCAUAUAAUUCUUCAAAAAAUGAGGGUUAUUCAGCCAUCAAAGGGAAAAGUGCAAGUGCAAACUUUGCAAGUGGUAGAGAGACGGAUCCCUUUUCCGACAUGACUGACAACCAGGAGGGAUCUAAUUACACUAGUGCUACUGUGGACAGGGAUACUACGCAAGUGGGAAGAGACGAACCAUCCCAGAAAGGUAAAAAGGGUAAACAUAAUGAUCACGGUGACGACUCUGCAAAAAAGGGCAAACAGUACCCCUCAAACAGCGCUAAAGAGGAACACAUAAAUAACGACGCAGACGAUUUCGAAAAUACACUCGAUGAACCGAAUGAAGCUACAGAGUUCUCUCACAUGGGAGAAAAAGACCAAACCAGAAAACCCAAUUGUGGGGGAAAUCCCGAAAAUGGAAAAAACCCUGAAUUUGCGCAUGAACAACAAUUUAGUAACAACCCAAAUGACGCCUCAACCAAAUGGGCAGAAAAUGAUGAGGACAUUCCGAACAUUUUUGAGGUAGAUGAAAAUUUAACAGAAGAAGAAAAAAAAGAAAAAUUAAAACUGAUCAAAUUGAUUACGGAAAAAUUAGCUGGCCCUUUAAAAACCAACAAUCAGGACAAUCCCAACAAUGCUUCCGAGGGGGAACAGAACAAUGGUGAAGACUCUAUCUUUGCUGAUAAUCGACCCAUAGCAAUAGAGGUUGAUGGGCCUUCUCACUUUUACGCAAACAGUAACAGGUACACCACAUACACGAAAUUGAAGCAUAGGAUUCUGACCAAAUUGGGCUACAACGUCAUUCACAUUAGCUACAUCGACUGGCGCAAACUGCGGAACAAAAGCGAACGGGAGGAAUUCAUUUUAAAAAAGCUCAAAGAAAAAAACGACGAAUUUUUGGACGAAAAUGACAGGAUAUAUUACAACGAGAGGAUGAACAUGAUUAAGGAAGAUUACAAAAAAUUCAUGAAGGAAAAAAAGGAAAGUAGCUCCUAA